UAAAAGAUGAUAAAAAGUGGGUUGAAAUAUUUGUAAGGAAAACCCUAUCUUAAAAUUAUUUUCAGCAUUUUGGCAUAUAUAUGGAAAUGUGUAUUUUCUAAGCAUACCUGUGUUGUUUUGUUUUGUUGUUUUUUUAAAGUAGGUGAGCACUUUUACUCUCCAACCCUGUACUUAACUGUACUUCUGUAGUCUGUAGAACUAUAGCCGGCAUGGCCACCAGUUCAGUAAUGUUGACUGGACAGGCCAACUGCAUUGCUAAGAAGACAAAUGUGCGGCCAAGUGUAAAGAAAUGCUCCUGGGCAUCCUACAUGACCAAUUCACCAACUGUCAUUGUCAUGAUGGGACUACCUGCCCGUGGGAAGACUUACAUGUCUAAGAAGCUAACCCGUUACCUCAACUGGAUUGGAGUGCCCACCAAAGUUUUUAAUCUUGGUGUAUAUCGGCGAGAAGCUGUCAGAUCCUACAAGUCUUAUGACUUUUUCAGACAUGACAAUGAAGAGGCCAUGAAAAUCAGAAAACAGUGUGCCUUAGUUGCUCUAGAGGAUGUGAAGAUGUAUCUGACAAAAGAAGGGGGCCAGAUUGCUGUGUUUGAUGCAACAAAUACAACCCGAGAGAGGCGAGAUCUAAUCUUAAGUUUUGCUCAAGAUAAUGCCUACAAGGUGUUUUUUGUGGAAUCAGUCUGUGAUGAUCCAGAUGUAAUAGCUGCCAAUAUACUGGAGGUCAAAGUUUCAAGCCCGGACUAUCCAGAAAGACACAGGGAACUUGUAAUGGAUGACUUUUUGAAAAGAAUUGAAUGCUAUAAAGUUACAUAUCAGCCACUAGAGCCAGAUGACUACGAUAAGGAUUUGUCCUUUAUUAAGGUAAUAAAUGUUGGGAGGCGUUUUUUGGUGAAUAAAGUGCAAGACUACAUCCAGAGUAAAAUUGUGUACUACCUUAUGAAUAUUCACGUCCAUCCUCGCACUAUUUAUCUCUGCCGACAUGGAGAGACAGAACACAAUAUUUCUGGCAAGAUUGGAGGAGAUUCUGAACUCUCUGUUCGUGGCAAACAGUUUGCGCAUGCCCUUCGGGACUUCAUAAGUGAGCAGAAACUUGCUGACCUAAAGGUGUGGACAAGCCAGUUGCGUAGAACAAUCCAAACUGCUGAGGAGUUGGGUGUUCCUUAUGAACAGUGGAAAAUCUUGAAUGAAAUUGAUGCAGGUGUAUGCGAGGAGAUGACUUAUGAGAAAAUUCAUAAUUGUUUUCCUGAAGAGUUUGCUCUUCGUGAUCAAGAUAAAUAUCAUUACCGCUAUCCUGGAGGGGAGUCUUACCAAGACCUGGUUCAGCGCCUGGAACCUGUUAUUAUGGAGCUGGAGAGACAAGGGAAUGUUCUGGUCAUCUCCCAUCAAGCUGUAAUGCGCUGUCUUCUCGCAUACUUCCUUGAUAAGAGUGCAGAUGAACUUCCUUAUUUGAAAUGUCCCCUUCAUACAGUCUUUAAACUGACUCCAGUUGCCUACGGCUGCAAGGUGGAAGUGUUUUAUUUGAAUGUGGAAGCAGUAAACACUCACAGAGAUAAACCUACUGAUCUCACUGGAAAACAAGGCCUAUUAUGUGAUGAUAAAAUCUCAAAGGAUCCUUCCUUGAUGAGAAGGAAUAGCUUUACACCUCUUGCCAGUCCAGAUCAAGUCAAACGACCACGUCUGUACAGCGAGGGAAAUCCCCCUUGGCGGCCUUUGAAAGCUGCCCCAGGAGAGCUGUGCUUUUCAGAAACACCAGAGAGAGUCAGGCAGCAGCUCAGCCAACCCUGGGUAGAAAAUUCUUGUUUGAAUCAGGCCUCCAUGAUAAACUAUGAGAGCUGGAUUCCAGUCUCAACAACUGAAUAGGUCAGAAAAGGCUGCUUUUACAUGCCUCCUAGCCAGUGGAUGAUCCUAAUGUGUGGGAAUCUUCUGUUUUCUUUAUAAUGUUUUUGGUACCAAAGGUCUUUGAAUCACAAUACACACAAUAGACUAUACAGUCUGAUAUGGUGUCGCCUUUAUUUACUUAUUUUUUAAUUGAAGAUAUGUUUUCUUGAUUUUACUGGCCAGAGCUUUGUUUUUAGUGUUGCUGUUUGAUUUAGUCAGUCACAAAUUCUCAAAACACUUCCACAAGUAUGUAAUUUUUAAAUAUAAAACUGGUUAUGUACAAGUGCUUUCAUUAUAGCUAUGAAAAUGUUUACAGUUGAAAAGUAACAAUGGAAUCUGUAACAUUUUGAAAUGAUCCUCAGUAUAUUCAUUCUGCCUAAAAUGAAAUACCUGCAUAGUUAUGUACAUCCUGUAAAAAUGUAAAUAUCACAUGCUUAUUCUUUUUGGAGUGAUUUUUAUUCAUAUUACCUUUCAAAGACUGCUAAAGCUGCUAUUAGCUCAUUAGGAAAAGGUGUUAAAAGGCUGUGUUACAUGGGUUAAUGUAUGUCAGUCUGAAAUUUGCUUUUGUAUUUUGUCUAUUUGGACAUGAGUUACCACAUAUGUUCGUUCUGUAACUUAUUUUAACAAGUCAUUAGGUUUUAAAUAAGACUAUCAGUUUUGCCAGGUGAGCACAUAAAGUAUGAAUACAUAUGAUUAAAUAAUAUGCUGUGUAUUCAGACUAAUUUAGGGAAGUUUGAGAGUUAUUGUAUUUAUAACCCCUCCGCAGUGUGAUGUAAUUGAAGGAAAGAGCAGUUUAGCAAAGCUUUAAAUUUUCCAGUGUGUGUUAUUUUUGUGCCAUAUAAUAUUUUUUGGAUACUCAAUCAUGAGUAUAUACAUAUUUUUUCCAUUGUAUCGGUGUUAGGAAAACUAGACCAUGUACAAUUUAUUGUGGAAUGCAGUUUAUAUUAUUAACUUGAAAAAGAUUAAAUUUAUUUGUUAUCAAAGUAUAGUUCAAGACUUCACCCCUGUCACUAGAGAAUGUAUUUUUUAUAUCCAAAGAAACAUCUCUUUUAUUACACUACUUAAUUACAUUUUUGGAAUGUGUUAGAAGCAUCUUUGUAUGCCUUGCUGGUGUGAGGCUUUUUAACAAUGAGUUGUGGCAAAUGUUAUAAACUGUUUUAAACAAUGUUAUGAAGUAUCUGCCUUCUCAAUGAUUUGAUAGAUAGAUGUUUGAGGCACUUUCAUUUAAAACAGAAUUUUACUCAUAACCUACAUGUAUUGUAGAAUGUCAAUCAGCUGUUAUGAUGUUAGCAGUGUAGGCAUUAUAGCAAGUACAUUGGUAUGUCUUUAGUUUCAGACAUAAAAUUCAAAAUGAUUGUGCUUGGUGGGAAUGUAGCAAAAGGUAAUGUUUAAUUAUUUUCAAGAAAUGUCAGCAGGUAUUAAUUAAAAGUUAAUGUGUUGCAAAUUAUUUUUGUAAAAAUAUUUAAAUUGUGAAAAGGGUGUUUUAAAAUUAUAUUUAUUUAGGGCCUGCUCCUUGCAAUCUUGGAUUUUUUAUUUUGUUUCCAUUGCCUUAUUUGUCAAAGGAUAACUUUUCUUGCAAGGUAAUUUAUUGUCUAACUGAACAAUGUAUACACAGAAUUCUCAGAAUGUAUCUAUUAGAUAGAUAGAUAGAUAGAUACUUCCGUAAAAAUAAAAAUCUGUCGCUCAAAUUCCAACAGGUGUUUUAUCAGAUGUUGUACUUGGUGUGGUGUGUAUCUUUGAUAAGUGUCCUGAACUUUUGAAUAAUUUGCUUAAAGCUGAAUAGAAGCUUUGUGUUCAUAUUGAUUUUCCUGUUUGUUUACUUGCUUUAAAUUUCUAAAAUUAAAGAUCUAUUUUACCUCAAAU
Messenger RNA from Erpetoichthys calabaricus (reedfish), 3740 nucleotides. Its product is annotated as 6-phosphofructo-2-kinase/fructose-2,6-bisphosphatase 2-like. Gene Ontology annotation, cellular component: cytosol. The coding region runs from base 210 to 1859 and encodes 549 amino acids. The record is from RefSeq and is a predicted model, not a curated record. Lineage: Eukaryota; Metazoa; Chordata; Cladistia; Polypteriformes; Polypteridae. Gene Ontology annotation, molecular function: 6-phosphofructo-2-kinase activity; ATP binding; fructose-2,6-bisphosphate 2-phosphatase activity. The transcript is spliced from 17 exons. Gene Ontology annotation, biological process: fructose metabolic process; fructose 2,6-bisphosphate metabolic process.